AUGCCAUCCCAAUUUGAGAGGCUGGCUCUGUUCCGGGUCUGGUCCACGAUGGUCCUUCUCUACACCUCGGACCACAGGAAGGGCUGGAGACAUAUCCUCCUCCACUUCCUCAGCUGCCUGACCCUGAGCCUGGCCUUGGGAGGGGCCCUCCUACUGGGCCUCUACUUCUCUUUGAACUACAGCCUAGUGGUGUGUGGAGUCACUUCAGGCUGCUGCUCCCUCCUGUUGACGGCUGGCCUGUUCUGUUCCAAGAGAGUCCGCUGCUUCUCCUUGCUGUUCCUCAUCUCCUGCACUAUGGAGCAGGGCAGGAACCUGCUUCUGACGGCAGGCACUGGGCUGGUGAUCCUCUGGAAUGUCCAGAACACCUUAAGAAACCUCAGAGAGGUGUCCAGCAGUCUGUUGUGUAACCUGGAGAAGAAGAGAGUGUUGUUGGAUGUCAGUCCAAUAGAUAACUAUGUCAGACUGCUGAGGUGGGUGGGUGAGAAGCUCAACACGUUCAUGGACAUUGGAGUUGUCAAAUACGAGUCAUCGUUCACCGUCGAACCCAGAGUUGAGUCCAACGAUCUGACGGUGAAACUUCAGGAUGCUGUCCGGACACUGAACACAACAACGAAGAGCGCUGAGGUGAGCAUCGACCUGGUGAUGGCUGUGUUCCAGAGAGCAGUCCCGGCACUAGGGGUCACCCUGGUCAUCAUCACCACUACCCUGUUCCUCAGAAAUUACUUCUUCAACCUCAAGUACCAGAACACUUUCAUCACCAGCAGGUUUAUUAGAUACGAUGAUCAACAGAGAGCUGAGGGGAAGCCCUACCUCCUCCCUCUGAGCCCAGAGGAGGCAGAUGAGUUCCGCUCUAUCCCCUCUGUCAGCUUCACACGGAGAGAGGGCUACACCGUGCUCUGGUUCCUGGUUCCAAUGCUCACCCACCUCCCAACCUGGCUCUUAUUCAUCUCCCUGGACGCACUGCUUUACUGGCUCAUUCUGAUUAUCAACAAACACCUUCUGGAACUGGAACCAUUCAGCAUUAACCUAAAGAUGAACCUAAACGAAGACAACAGCAUCGUGUUUAUCCCUCUCCCAGGGGGAGUCAUCUCGGAGGAUUUCUCCUACACCUACACCCUCUUUCAGGAGGAUUGCCUUCCCAAGCCCUCCCUGCUCCUCUCCAGGUCUCUGGUCCCCCUGUCUGUUAACCUGGUUGUUCUACUGGUCCUAGUCCUGCUGUCUGCCAAGAUGGGUCAGCUCAAACUACUGGUCUCAGAACAGUUCUACAACGACAACGCAGACCAGAGGGUGCAGCAACUCCAUGCUAAGAUCAGCCACAAAAGAGCCAAGAUGAGGCCUCCAACGAAGAAGUCUCUGCUGAGACUGCUAAAACAAAAAAGCUUCUGGCUUCCACUGUUCUUCCACGCUGCGAAGGAGAAUGAUAUGCGUCUCACCUGAAGUUGAAGAAAUCCAAAACAGUGAUCAUCUGGGAAAUUGAUUUUUGCUUUGUCAUGCAUUUAGGCAUUCACCUGUAGAAUUACUUAAUGACCUAGGACUAGAUCGUAAGUAUUUUUUUUUUUAAAUUGCAUUGCUAUUUUGUGUAAAUGUUCCACAAAGAUCAACAGUUUAUUCUAAUCGCGGUAAAUAUGUCUUGUGUUAUAAACCAAUUUCUAUAGUUAGUGUGUGAAUAAGUUUGUUGUACAAAUGAUUGGGCUACAACACUAUCACAAAUAUGGCUUCGACUUCAUUAAAGUAAACCUCAGAGUAAUCUUCUCUGAGUUGCUUUGAUGUUGUCUUUAUGAAUAAGAUACAGUUGAAGUCGGAAGAUUACAUACACCUUAGCCAAAUACAUUUAAACUCAGUUUUUCACAAUUCCUGACAUUUAAUCCUAAUAAAAAUCCCCUGUCAUAAAUCAGUUAGAGUAAUUGUAGAGAGAAUUAUUUAUUUCAGCUUUUAUUUCUUUCAUCACAUUCCCAGUGGGUCAGACGUGUACAUACACUCAAUUAGUAUUUGGUAGCUUUGCCUUUAAAUUGUUUAACUUGGGUCAAACGUUUCGGGGAGCCUUCCACAAGCUUCCCACAAUAGGUUGGGUGAAUUUUGGCCCAUUCCUCCUGAUAGAGCUGGUGUAACUGAGUCAGGUUUGUAGGCCUCCUUGCUCGCACACGCUUUUUCAGUUCUGCCCACAAAUUUUCUAUAGGAUUGAGAUCAGGGCGUUGUGAUGGUCACUCCAAUACCUUGACUUUGUUGUUCUUAAGCCAUUUUGCCACAACUUCAAUAUAUCCACAUAAUUUUCCUCCCUCAUGAUGCUAUCUAUUUUGUGAAGUGCACCCGUCCCUCCUGCAGCAAAGCACCCCCACAACAUGAUGCUGCCACCCCUGUGCUUCAUGGUUGGGAUGGUGCCCUUUGGCUUGCAAGCCUCCCCUUUUUUCUCCAAACAUAACGAUGGUCAUUAUGGCCAAACAGUUCAAUUUUUGUUUCAUCAGAACAGAGGACAUUUCUCCAAGUACGAUCUUUGUCCCCAUGUGCAGUUGCAAACCACAGUCUGGCUUUUUUAUGGCGGUUUUGAAGCAGUGGCCUCUUCCUUGCUGAGUGGCCUUUCAGAUUAUGUCGAUAUAGGACUUGUUUUACUGUGGAUAUAGAUACUUUUGUACCUGUUUCCUCCAGCAUAUUCACAAGGCCAUUUGCUGUUGUUCUGGGAUUGAUUUGCACUUUUUGCACCAAAGUACAUUCAUCUCUAGGCGACAGAAUGCGUCUCCUUCCUGAGCGGUAUGACGGCUGCGUGGUCCCAUGGUGUUAAUACUUGCGUACUAUUGUUUGUACAGAUGAACGUGGUACCUUCAGGCGUUUGGAAAUUGCUCCCAAAGAUGAACCAGACUUGUGGAGGUCCACAAUUUUUUUCUGAGGUCUAGGGUGAUUUCUUUUGAUUUCCCCAUGAUGUCAAGCAAAGAGGCACUGAGUUUGAAGGUAUGGCCUUGAAAUACAUCCACAGGUACGCCUCCAAUUGACUCAAAUUAUGUCAAUUAGCCUAUCAGAAGCUUCUAAAGGCAUUACAUAAUUUUCUGGAAUUUUCCAAGAUGUUUAAAGGCACAGUCAACUUAGUGUAUGUAAACUUCUGACCCACUGGAAUUGUGAAAAGUGAAAUCAUCUGUCUGUAAACAAUUGUUGGAAAAUGUACUUGUGUCAUGCACAAAGUAGAUGUCCUAAUGAUUUGCCAAAACUAUAGUUUGUUUAACAAGAAAUUUGUGGAGUGGUUGAAUUAAUGACUCCAACAUAAGUGUAUGUAAACUUCCAACUUCAACUGUACAUGCAUUUAAAUUGUGAUCUAACGCUCAAAAAUAUGUCUUUGAUUUCUUUAAACCUCAAACAUAAAGCAAUCUUCUCUUUUUGUAUUGUCUUUAUAUGCAUUACAAUGGCAAAGGUAAUGUCUUCCAACUGCAAGAAGUCCUCUAGCAAUGUCUGAUCUUUUACUUAUGUGUUUUGUUAGACAACUUUUUAGGCAUUCAAGGUGUUGGUCUGAUGGGAAUCUGUGAUGUCACCUUGUUUGAGGAACAAUAAAUAAAAAAAGAGGGAAGCCCCUACUGUGCUAUGUCAUGACUUACAUCAGGGGUGUCAAAGUCAAAUGGACGGAGGGCCAAAUAAAAAAUUUAGCUACAAGCCGAGGGCCGGACUGUUCGAAUGUUCAUUGAAAAUUUUUUAAAUGACGCAUAUAGUCUAGUGAACCUAAUUGAACCUACUGAAAACCUAACAAAUAUAUUCCAAUAUGAUCAGAUAAAUAAAGCAAUAUUUUCUUA
Molecule: messenger RNA, 3770 nt
Organism: Salvelinus fontinalis (brook trout)
Lineage: Eukaryota; Metazoa; Chordata; Actinopteri; Salmoniformes; Salmonidae
Product: dendritic cell-specific transmembrane protein-like
Exons: 5
Coding region: 1-1437 (478 amino acids)
Cellular component (GO): membrane
Source: RefSeq, a predicted model, not a curated record